This is a messenger RNA of Erythranthe guttata (spotted monkey flower), 1868 nucleotides long. The record is from RefSeq and is a predicted model, not a curated record. Lineage: Eukaryota; Viridiplantae; Streptophyta; Magnoliopsida; Lamiales; Phrymaceae.
AUGGCUUCCAUAUCAUCCAAAUGGAAGCACUUCACAUUUCCCUUCAUCCUUCUCUUCAUCGCCCUACUAUUUCUCGCGACAAACUACGUAUUCUUCACCGUAAACUACACGCGACAACUCAACGAAGAGUUCCAAAACGUGUCCGCGUACCUCAGAACCCUGAGAAACCCCGAGUGGUUCGACGCCCUAUCUCGCGAUUUGAUCCGAGAGGAAGACGAGAUCGAAAUCAGUUUAAUGAACGCGGGCCGAUUUCCAUCGCAUGCAAGAAGAACGGGCGCGGACGUUAAAACGGCCAGAGACAAUCCGGAGUGGUUCGACUUCGUCGCGCGGAAGUUUCGCGACGAGAGGAUGAAUAUCGGGUUGGUGAAUGUGGACCCCACGUUGGACGAGGUCCGGACGAGGGCGGAGAUGGUGGAGGUGCGCUUCGAGCGCGUGGGGGAGGAAGUUAAGUGGUCCGAUUUAGCCCCAGAGAGGAUAGACGCGAACUCGACUUGCCCGGUCAUUCCUAUGCCGAUUUUCGAAGACUAUCGGGACUUGGAUGUGGUGGUUGCUAGGGUUUCGAGCUGCGGCGGCGGCGGCGGCGGCGGCGGUGGUUUGAGGGAUGUUUUGAGGUUGCAAGUGAAUUUGGUGGUGGCUAAUUUGGUGGUUAGGAGUGGGAGGAGAGAGAAUGGGGAUUUGUUUGUUGUGUUUGUUGGGAAUUGUAAACCUAUGUGGGAGAUUUUUACAUGUGAUGAUCUUUUGUGGAAGGAUGCCGAGUCUUGGAUUUUCAAACCUGAGUUGACUCGGUUGCAAGAUUUGGUGCUUUUGCCUGUCGGACCUUGCCAAUUUGUUCCACCUGUCUCCCUUUAUGAUUAUGAAAUUACAGGUACAGAACAAUGGAGACGGCAAAACCACAUAAUCACCACCACCACCGCCGAAACCAACCACCACAACCACCACCACCGUCAUCCUCCGCCGCCGAGAGAGGCUUACGUAACAGUACUCCACACGUCGGAAGCUUACGUGUGCGGCGCAAUAGUCCUGGCCCAGAGCCUAAUCCUAUCAAACACGACGAAAGACCUCGUCCUCCUCGCCGACGACAACAUGUCGACGGCGUCAAUCUCCGGCCUCCGAUCAGCCGGCUGGAAAAUCAAGCGCAUCGAGAGAAUCCGAAGCCCUUUCUCCCGGGAGAAUUCGUACAACGAGUGGAACUACAGCAAGCUCCGGAUAUGGCAGCUGACGGAGUACGACAAGCUGAUAUUCAUCGACGCCGAUCUGAUCGUCAACAGAAACAUGGACGUGUUCUUCGCCUACCCGCAGAUGACGGCGGCCGGGAACUACCAGCGCCACCUCUUCAACUCGGGGCUGAUGGUGGUGGAGCCGUCGCGGUGCGCGUACGACGCGCUGGUGGAGGAGAUGGCGGUGGUGGAGUCGUACAACGGCGGCGACCAGGGUUUCCUGAACGAGAUGUACUCGUGGUGGCACCGCCUGCCGCCGCAGAUGAACUACCUGAAGGUCUUCGUCGACGUGAACGAUCAUCUGCGUUGGGUGGAGAAGAGUGUGUACGCCGUACAUUACACCGGGUUGAAGCCGUGGAGGUGUCCCGACGAGGCGCGUGACUGUAACUGGGAUUGGCCGGAGUUUCGGAGGUACGCGAGUAACACGGCGCAUAAGAUGUGGUGGCGCGUGCAUGGCACCUUGCCGGAGAAUCUGAAAGAUUUCUGCAUAGUACGGGAUAUAUAUAACGGAGAGGACAAUGGUGGUGCUUCUUCUCCGGCGGGUCAACCCGUUAUGAAUUACACGGGUUGAUUUGUCCCAUGUGAAAACUCACACUUUGUUAUUUGCAUAUUAUAUAUUUUAGAUGCAUUAAUUAUACCUUUUCUUUUUAA